AUGGGUGCCAAGGCUGCCGUGCUCUUAGCCAUUAUGUGGCUCCGGCCCCUAUCCAUCAUGGCCUAUCCAUGGCUGCUGACCCUGAAUGACACGCAGAUGAGCUCCAGCAACCUGAGCAAGGAAGACAGCACCCUGAAGCACUACGCUGAAAUCCUGCAACAGAUGGCCCAGAGAGUACCCACCCAGGGUACCGCUGGCAAGGAGCAGGCUACUACUGUCAGCUCUAACAGGGAGAACGAAAUCAAGGAAGCCACCGCAGCGGUCCCUAAGGAGAUCCUGGAGAAAAUCCCAGUUUUCCUGACCUCUCGGUCUUCUAAGUGUAACAAGACGGUACCUAAGGUGCCUCUGAUGAAAGAGCCAGCCUGGCCUAAGGAAAAACUGGAGCUCAAGAGCUCCAUCCGGCACCCCAGAGAGCAGAACGAAAAGGAUAACGAGACGACAGUCAACAUGGCUACCGAAGAGGCGCCUGGCAACAUGGAGAACGUGAAUUUGGAGGAUGAUGACAAUAGUGUUUUAGAAACUGACGAAUCUGAUAGUGAAGAAGAGGCACUGGAGAAAGCUGUGAUCUCAACUCUGGAGCUAGCUGCGAAACUGGCUGUGGAACAGGAACUGUCUAAGGAAAUGUUGGACAAUAUGAUUCUCAAACCACUUGUGAAAGUAGCUCCUAAACCAGUCCCAAAAGCACCUGCCAAAGUGUACAAGAAAGCAUCUUUGGAGUCGGCUUUGAAACUCAUUGAAGAAGCUUCCCAACAAGUGAAAAAAAACCCAGAGAAAAGGGUUAUCCUAGGACAAAUGGCUCUUGUGGCUCCACCUGCCAUGGACUACCCAGAGACACAGGUGCACGAUUUAGGAGCAGGGUUUUCCCAGCCAUCAGUGGAAGCCAAAGACCAACUGAAUAAGAAGCGAGUGGUGGAAGAUCAAAUCCUGAAAAAAAUCGCAGACAUAAAUACUGAGAUAAAACGUGCACUGAAAAAUGCAAAACACCACAUGGAAUUCAAAGAUGAUGUUGAGUCUGCCAAAAAGUAUCUAAUCCAAAGCCUUUCCUUAGUAGAGGAACAAAACACAUCCGGCAGUGGGCAUAAACCUCAGAAGUUAACAAGAGAAAAGGAUGAUGAUGAAAGAAUUAGAUUAUUUAUUAACUUCUUAUAUGAUUUCAAGUCUCAACUAACUGAAUUCUUAAAUAUUAAUAAUAUUCCAUUUGAUCUUCAAGGGAAAGCCACUACUGUAUUCAGUAUUAUGGAAGCAGUGCUUUGUGGAAAUCAACAAAAAAGGGAAAAUAUCAUUAAGGAGUUAUUGGAGGAUAAUAUGAGAAUGUUAAACAUGCUUAAUGUUACAAUAAACCCAUGA
Molecule: messenger RNA, 1347 nt
Organism: Trichosurus vulpecula (common brushtail)
Lineage: Eukaryota; Metazoa; Chordata; Mammalia; Diprotodontia; Phalangeridae
Gene: SPESP1
Product: sperm equatorial segment protein 1
Exons: 1
Coding region: 1-1347 (448 amino acids)
Biological process (GO): acrosome reaction; fusion of sperm to egg plasma membrane involved in single fertilization
Cellular component (GO): acrosomal vesicle
Source: RefSeq, a predicted model, not a curated record